AUGGAUUCAUGGUAUCUGGCUUGGCUUCUGUUCUUUGCAGCUCUUCUGGUGGCUUCUGGCUUGCCAACUCCAGAAGACUUUGAUAUAGAUGGUGGAACUGACCAGGACAUAUUUGAUAUCAAUGAAGAUUUGGGACUGGAUCUUUUUGAGGGAGACAUCAAACUUGGGGCACAAGAUAGAAAUUCCAUCAUUGGAGAAAUAUAUAGAUGGCCUCAUACCAUUCCAUAUGUUCUAGAAGACAGCUUGGAUAUAAAUGCUAAGGGAGUGAUCCUUAAUGCAUUUGAACGCUACCGCCUAAAAACAUGCAUUGACUUCAAGCCUUGGUCUGGAGAAGCUAACUAUAUAUCGGUGAUCAAGGGCAGCGGCUGCUGGUCCUAUGUAGGAAAUAGGCAUGUUGGGAGGCAAGAACUUUCCAUCGGGGCUAACUGUGACCGAAUAGCUACAGUUCAGCACGAGUUUCUCCAUGCGCUGGGAUUCUGGCACGAGCAAUCGCGUUCUGAUCGGGAUGACUAUGUCAGCAUAAUUUGGGACAGAAUUCUGUCAGGCAGAGAACACAAUUUUAACAUCUAUGAUGACGAAGAAUCAGAUUCUCUGAAUGUCCCCUAUGAUUACACUUCAGUAAUGCACUACAGUAAAACUGCAUUCCAGAAUGGAACAGAGCCAACCAUUGUAACAAGGAUCUCAGACUUUGAGGAUGUGAUUGGCCAACGAAUGGACUUCAGCGACUAUGACCUCUUAAAGCUGAAUCGAUUGUAUAACUGCACUUCUUCCCUGAGUUUUAUGGACUCGUGCAACUUUGAACUGGAAAAUGUGUGUGGCAUGAUCCAAGGUUCAGGAGAUGCUGCUGACUGGCAACGUGUUUCUCGGGCUUCUGGGGGGCCAGAGACCGAUCAUUCCAACAUGGGCCAGUGUGAAGGUUUUGGUUUCUUCAUGCAUUUCGACAGUAGCUCUGUAAAUGUGGGGGCCACAGCAAGGCUGGAAAGUAGAACACUGUACCCAAAAAGAGGAUUUCAGUGCUUGCAAUUCUUUUUAUAUAACAGUGGAAGUGAAGAUGACCAACUGAACAUCUACGUCAGGGAAUAUUCUGCAGGCAAUGUGGAUGGUAGUUUAACCCUUGUGGAAGAACUGAAAGAAAUACCAGUUGGGAGCUGGCAACUUUACCAUGUAACAUUGAAUGUGGCCAACACAUUUAGAGUGGUGUUUGAAGGACGCAGAGGCUCUGGUGCAUCAUUGGGUGGUCUGUCUAUUGAUGACAUCAAUCUUUCAGAAACACGAUGUCCUCAUAACAUAUGGCAUAUAAGGAAUUUCACACAGUUCAUUGGCAGCCCAAAUGGAAGUCUGUAUAGCCCUCCAUUUUAUUCUCCUAAAGGUUAUGCCUAUCAAAUUUACUUAAAUUUAGAAUCUACGACUAAUGUAGGGAUAUAUUUCCACUUGAUCUCUGGAGCCAAUGAUGAUCAAUUACAGUGGCCAUGUCCUUGGCAGCAAGCCACAAUGACACUUUUGGAUCAAAAUCCUGAUAUUCAACAGCGUAUGUCCAACCAGCGGAGUAUAACUACAGAUCCAUUUAUGACCACCGAUGAUGGAAACUAUUUGUGGGACAGGCCUUCCAGAGUGGGACAAGUGGUGGUUUUCCCUAAUGGAACAGAAUAUAGCAGAGGUAGAGGAUAUGGAACCAGUGCCUUUAUAACCUAUGAGAGGCUGAGAAGCAGAGAUUUUAUAAAAGGAGAUGAUGCUUUUAUCCUACUGACGGUAGAAGACAUCUCUCAUCUCAAUUCCACACAAAAUCAGCCAGUUCCAACCUCUAGCGCUGAUGACCUCUGCUCAGAAAUCACAUGUGAGAAUGACGGCAUCUGCUCUGUCAGAGAUGGUAAAGCUGAGUGCAGGUGUCCAUCAGGGAAGGAUUGGUGGUACAUGGGAGAAAGAUGUGAAAAGAGAGGUUCAACCCGAGACACCGUUGUCAUUGCUACUUCUUCUACUGCUGCUGUGUUUGCAGCAAUGCUAAUAGUCACUCUUGUCAGUGUCUACUGUACCAGGAGGAAAUAUCGUAAGAAGACGAGUUCUAACACAACAGCUAUGACUCUGGAAACUCAACAUGCUUUUUGAAGAUUAACUCAACAAUACAGCCAGCCAAUGAAAUAUAUGAAGAUCCUUCUUCAUGGACUUCAUCUCAGUUA
This is a messenger RNA of Lepus europaeus (European hare), 2174 nucleotides long. It is a transcript of the gene MEP1B, whose product is annotated as meprin A subunit beta. The record is from RefSeq and is a predicted model, not a curated record. Gene Ontology annotation, molecular function: protein binding; metalloendopeptidase activity; zinc ion binding. Lineage: Eukaryota; Metazoa; Chordata; Mammalia; Lagomorpha; Leporidae. The transcript is spliced from 15 exons. Gene Ontology annotation, biological process: proteolysis. Bases 1 to 2103 code for a protein of 700 amino acids. Gene Ontology annotation, cellular component: membrane.